Coturnix japonica (Japanese quail) is the source of this 615-nucleotide messenger RNA. NCBI's taxonomy places the organism in Eukaryota, Metazoa, Chordata, Aves, Galliformes, Phasianidae. The record is from RefSeq and is a predicted model, not a curated record.
GCGGCCCCGGGAGCGGCUGGUUCCCCAUCCCGGUGCCAGCAGCUCGGCUCGGCACAGCUGCUGCGAGCGGAGCCUUUGGAGCGAGCGGUGCCGCGAGGACGCGCUCACCUGCCUGCCGCCCCCUCCUCUCGCAGCCCGGCUCUCAGCGAUGGCCACCGUGGUGACGAUGCAGCCCCAGGCGAUGCCCACGGCCGCCAACGCCAGGCCCAUGUGGCAGACGGGGCUGAUGGAUUGUUUCACCGACUGGAGCGUCUGUUGCUGCGGGCUGUUCUGCUUCCCCUGCUUGGCCUGCACGGUGGCCGGCGACAUGAACGAAUGCUGCCUCUGCGGGACCAGCGUGGCCAUGAGGACCAUGUACCGCACUCGUUACAACAUCCCGGGCUCCAUCUGCUCUGACUGCUGCGUCACCUCCUUCUGCCUCGUGUGCUCCGUCUGCCAGAUCAAGAGAGACAUCAAUCAGAGGAGAGCGAUGGGCAUCUUCUGAUGCCGUAGAGAGGACGACACCACCUCUGCCUCAUGGGAAAGAGGUGUGAGACCACCUGCGACCAUUGCCUUCCCCCCAUCCCCCCUCAUUCAUGCCCCCAAUAAAGAGCAAUGCUUACCUUACAAUGCUUA